GUUUAAUUUAUUUUUUAUUUUGGUAAAAAUAUUGGCUCCUAAAACCUAAAACCCUUUUUAUUCUCAUACAUUCAAAUCCCAAAAUCCCUCUUAAAUUUCCCGUUUGAUUUUCUCCCACCUCAAUUUUCCUUCCCAAUCUGCCUGCGUUUGAGUUUUUCUAGCUCACUUCUGUUCCUGGAUCUCUGUUUUUAUGGAACGUUCCGACGAGGAGCAUCGAAUCGCUCCUAUUGGGGCACUGAACAAUCGAUUAUUUAUGCAGGAGAAAGAUCUCUUAGGCAAGAUAACCUGAAAGAGCCGCAACUCUCACCUAAAGGUGGAAGAAUUGCUUCAACAAAUCCUUCUCCAAAUGCAGUAAUUAUUGGACCUUCAAGGGAUGCCAUAGAAAAGACUAUGGAUGCAGGAACAAGUAUUAGCAGUGUUCACCCGUUGAACGUAUAUGCUUCACAUGAACCAAAUGUACAAUAUGGUGGGUAUGGUGGAAGCAGUGCUGGUUCUUGGGAUGCUUAUUCACAAUAUGUAAAUGCUGACAGUUUUCCUGUUGUAUCACCAGUUAUGUACAAUGACAAUCCAUCUAUAGUCUUCCAUUCUGGUUAUGGCUUUAAUCCAGAUAUGGCAUAUGGACAAUAUUCACCGGUUGCUACCCCUAUGCCUUCUGUUAUGUUAGAUGGACAAGGAUAUCCUCCUCAACAAGUCCCAUUCUCCCCAUCAUACUACACACAACAAGCUACACCAUGUUUACCUCAUGGAUCUUCUGCAGUUCCCGUUUCACCAACAGAGAUGAUAUCACCUGAGAGUAGUACAUUUGACAACAUGCUUUAUGGGCCAGGAACAGGUUUUUUGCUAAAUUUUGGGUCCUUUGGUGGUGGAAAUCUGGGUUCAGGUUCUUUAUCAUCUCCGGCAGCUUAUCCACAACCAAUGGGAAUGCUUGGCUCAAAUGAUCAGAAUGUCGGGCAGGUUUCCUUACAACAGAGACAUAUGCAUGGAUUUGGAUUGGUUUCAAGUGCCUUUGAUGCUCGGUAUCCAUUAAGCAAUUCUUAUCAGGGUUCUAACUUUGGCGGUGCAUCAAUUUCUUAUCCAGUUGUAAGUGACCGAAGCCGACUUGUCCUUGGAAAGGACAGAGGAAGAGACAGGGACCGGGACUCAAUUUCAGUUUUUAAUAAUCCGUAUGGUAUCUUUAGUGACUGUAAUCGGGGGCCAAGAGCUUUGAAGGUCAAGGGAAAAGGGGAACUAAGUGCUGCAUCUGGUGCAAGCAAAAACGAUUUAUCAACUUCAUUAAUUAGUCCUGAUUCCUACAAUCGGCCAAAUUUUGCUACAGAUUAUGAGACUGCCAAGUUUUUCGUUAUUAAGUCAUUUAGUGAAGAUAAUGUUCACAGAAGUAUCAAGUACAAAGUUUGGGCUAGUACUCCACAUGGUAACAAGAAAUUGGAUGCUGCUUACCGUGAGGCAAAAGAGAUGCAAGGAAAUUGUCCAGUUUUUCUCUUUUUCUCUGUUAAUGCCAGUGGUCAAUUUUGUGGUGUAGCUGAAAUGGUUGGACCUGUUGACUUUGAGGAAAAUGUAGAUUACUGGCAGCAAGAUAGGUGGAGUGGACAAUUUCCUGUUAAGUGGCAUAUCAUCAAAGAUGUUCCUAAUAUUAGAUUUCGGCACGUUUUACUUGAAAAUAAUGACAACAAACCUGUUACACACAGCAGGGAUUCUCAGGAGGUGCCACUGAAACAAGGUAUUGAGAUGUUGAAAAUUUUCAAGGACCAUGAUCCUCGAACAUCUAUUAUAGAUGAUUUUGACUUCUAUGAUGAGCGGGAGAGGAUUUUGAAAGAAAGGAAAACAAGACAACAGCUAUUUGCAACUGCAAAUUCUCUAAAUCCACUUGGUGAUAGUUCCAUUAACCCAAUUUCUGAUCAGUUUGCUCAAGCCUUACGACUCGAUGAUAAUAAGAAAGAAAAACCAGAAAUGGAAAAGGGUGCAACAUCUAGAACAGAUGCCUCAGUUUCGCUUGAUGAUGCGGUAAAAUAAAGUUCUGAGACUUAUUUCAGUCAUGCAGCUGAGAGACAGACUAAGUAUUAAGGGAGUCCAAGCAUUUGAAGGUGGAUACGGCUAGCAGAAUUGAGUAUUUUUCCGUAUGAUUGGACUCCUUUGAUUCCUUGAGCCUUAGAUGAACGAGUUUGAUAGGUAUUUGGCAUCUUGAGACACCCUUUGCGACUGAUUUUCUGUUCUCCAAUAGCUGAUAACAUCUGAGGCAGUAUUUUGGAAAUAUAUAGCAGUGAAGAUGAUAUCUGACGCUUUUUUACCAUUUUUUUCAUGUUCAAUUGCCCACAAAGCUGCUGGAGGAAAAUUGUUGCGCUUGGCAAGAAGCUUUCCUGAUUAAAUAUUGCUUAAUUUGCACUGAAUUUUCCCUUUCCCUUUCCCUUGGAGGGUUUUGAUGGCAUUUCUCGAAUGGGAGGAUUUUGCUGAUGGGGGUGGGUUAGUUUGGUGGUAUUUUACGUUGCAAGUGUGCAAUAUAGAUUAUGUUUGCAUUUCUCAUCGAUAGUCCAAGUGCUGGGUAUCUAUAGAGUUAGCCAUUUGGUGAAGCAGGUUAAUAAAGGAGUUUUAUAAAUUUCUUUGUUUUAGGGAGUUGACUUGUUUUAUUUGAUAUUUUCUUAUGGGGGUGCUAUCCUAGGGCAACUGCUGUGAAUUUUACGACAGAUCGACAGGAUUAUUUAGCGUGAGGGCGGGGGCUACUUCAUGUUCUUAUCCUUCUGUUUUUUUCGCCUUUGAAUGUCUGCUAUACUAUUCUAUAUGUCUCUAAUGUCUAGACCACAAGGAACUUCUGAAGGAGCUUGAGGAGAUAGAUUUGAUGAGAUGACUCUGAAAUUAUAUUUUGCUGUUUAAGUCGGUUUCUUUGUGCAUACCUUCCUAUUAUUCUGCUUUUGAACAGAUACUUUGAAGUGAGUCGAAUUCUCCAGCAAGACCAUAGCAUGUCGUUGCUUCGAGACGGGAUGUCUGAUCUACAGGAACACUCCCUGAAGCCUUCAGGCCAGGUUUUCACUAUCGUAACUAAUUGUUGAUCUGCUUUUCUUUUCUUCUUUUUGCCUUAGAACACUGCAUUUGAAAUUUUCAGGUUUUUCUACCCAUAUAUAUAUGUCAUCGUGCAGACGUUUGAAAAUGACGUUUAAAAGGUCUGCUUUUGAAGUAUUUUCGAAUGGUUGUACAACUAUCACUUCUGUUUCUCUUGUGUUUCUCUCAUUGCUCUUGAUGAACUUGAUGAGAUUCCUUAGAACUUUGAA
This is a messenger RNA of Cucurbita maxima (winter squash), 3260 nucleotides long. RefSeq lists its product as uncharacterized. Gene Ontology annotation, cellular component: cytoplasm. The record is from RefSeq and is a predicted model, not a curated record. Lineage: Eukaryota; Viridiplantae; Streptophyta; Magnoliopsida; Cucurbitales; Cucurbitaceae. Gene Ontology annotation, biological process: mRNA destabilization. Gene Ontology annotation, molecular function: mRNA binding. Bases 391 to 2010 code for a protein of 539 amino acids. The transcript is spliced from 8 exons.